UUGGCACAACUGCCAAACCAAGUAAAGGUUUUGAUUUUUUUCGUUUGAACAAGUUGGAACAUCUCCCGCUCGCUGCGCCGUGUGUUAGAUUUCUUCGGGUUGUCUGUGUAAGGUGGAAACUGUCAACCUCUCGGUUACAAUCUAAAGUGAAUUCAACAUUGCGCAGUGCAUAUGAUGUGCAUGAAUCAUAUGCUAUUUUACUUGAUACCACCAUGGAAUCUCAGCAUCAAGAUCUGUCUCUGAGAGCACAAGAAAAUUCAUUUGUUCCUCCUGAGGAAAACAGACCAGUUUUGCCAGCAGAUUUACUCAACCUCAAUGAUGCUGAAAUGGCAAAACUUUUUGAACCUAGGCUGCCAAAUGGUGUUCUUCUCGAGGCAUACUCUUAUCAGGACAUGCAAGAUAUUGUUUGUUCAAACCCUGAUUUGAUCAACGAAUCUUUUGAAUCACUAAUUCAAGAGUUAGAUGAACUAAGUCAGCCUGGAUCAUCAUCCUCUCCAAUCAGUGAAGAAAGUAAGCCUGAUCAUUCCGUAUUCUUUGGGGACAGUGCAAAGUUCAAGUUAAAAGAAGAACGUAAACCUUUGAACAACAUUUCAUCUCAGAAUAUUUUAUGUGCUGGUGCACCUUCAUUUCCAAAUACAAGUUUUGUCAGUCCAGAGGUAGCCACAUGCUACCUUCCUAUGCCUCCUGAACACUUUCCCAUUAGUAUUCAGAAAUGCAAAAAUAGUGAAUCAAUAUUUACUACCUUCUUUAAUGCCUAUGAAGGAAAAAGUAAGUGCAAGAUAGAAGCAAAUGAAACCUUAGUGAAGAGUGAAGAAAUAGAACUGAGUAAUGAAAGGAUUGACUCUACAAUUACUUGUGACUCUGCCUGGGCUACAAUGCCUGCUUGCAAUGACCAGACUGUCUCCUCCUCACAGCCUCUGCAUCCACAAUCUUUUAAGGAGAAGGAUAAAAAUGUAACUAUUACUAUGGCUCAUGAAAUUUGUGUUGAAGAUGGUCUCUGCUCAAGCCUGCAAGGUAUUACUUCUAGCUCAAAGUCCCUCAACAACAACUUAAUGAUUGAAUGUUCAGAUUUACAACUCAAGGUUCAGGAAGCAGAAACUGUCUUGAGAAAAUUGUCUUGUGACUCCUCUAGUAUCUUGGAAAAUAUGUGUGUAAUUGAAGAACAGGUUCUUGAUGUCAUACACAGUGUUCAAGAAAAAGUAGAAACCAACAUCAAGAGAUUAUCCUUCAAUGCUUCCAGCUCAAAGGUCAAGUUAGAAGUUCUCAAUGACACUGAAACAAUCAAAUGCCCUCACAAAUGUGAUGUAUGCAAUCAGGAAUUUAGCCUCCUUACGAACAUCAGUCAUCAUCAGAGCAGUCACACCAGAAAGCAAGCAUUUUGUUGUGAUCCAUGUGAUCUAGUAUUCAUCACUGAUGCAGAGCUCUUGACACACAAUACAAAACUCCAUAAUUAUUCUAAUGGCUACUGCUGUGAAAUUUGUUCUGAUAUAUUGCCUUCGUAUCCAGAAUUUCUAGAGCACUUGGGACAUCAUUCUAAGCAGGAACCAUUUAAAUGUGGUGAAUGUGACUUUAAAUUUAGGAAAUUUUCUAAUUAUUGUCUUCAUAUGUGCCAACACACUGGAGAGCUUAUUUUCAAAUGUAUUGUUUGCUCAUCAUUAUUUCGAUCUAAAGAAGAUCUCUUCAGUCACCAAAGAUUCUUCCAUUCCCCAAAUAUUAUCAAUGAAGAGAAAAAUUCUAUUAAAAAAAAUGAAAACACUUUCCAGUGUGAAGCCUGUGGGAAAACAUUCAACAAACUUAGGGCUAUGUUAAUGCAUAAAACUGUGAAACACAAAGUUCAUAAAGCAGGAUUUAGCAAGAAAAAGUUGAAUUUGUGCUGUGCAACAUGCCGGAAAAGUUUUGCCACUGCCAAAACAUUAAAAGCACAUACAGCUGCUGCUCACCGAUGUAAUGUAUCUGUGAAAAAGAGUAAGUUAAAAUCUCUUACAGCAGCUGCUCAGAAUCGUACUGUACCCUCAAAAAAAAAAAGAAAGCAGUCUACCUUGAAGUGCGGUGACUGUGAAAAGGUCUUCUACUCAAAUGCUGUUUAUAACAGACAUGUCUUGACUCACCAACCCAAAGCUAGGAGAAGCAGUUUAAAGGCGAAAUUUCAGAUUAAGGUAUCCUCUCUCAGUUUCCGAGAGGUGAAGUUUUUAUGUGAAUUUUGCUGUGAUCCCUUUCAUCGAGCUGCUGAUUUGAAAAAACAUAAAGAGUUGGUGCAUUCUUCUGGAAAGGAUAAAGUUGGGCCUUUAUGUCAGCGAAAGACAAGAAGACGUGGAAGUUUGGAUUCCGUAGGCUCAUUUUCUGACUCUGCCUCUGCCCGUACUCUUACUCCUACUCCUGCUAAUGAUCAGAUGGAAGAAGUUUCUAAGGACAAGAGCUCUGCUGAUCUCAUUAGACAAAAAUUCCAAGUAAUACAAGAAAGUAAUGAGGUGUGGGUAAAUGUUAAUAAUAACAUGCUGAGAGGUGUCAAAGCAGAAGGCUCUCACCCCAAACAACUUGAAAAUGCUUGUAAACUUAUCAGACAAGGAUGUGGGAUGACUUCCUCAAAUGAUGACGAGUCUGUCCUUCAUUUUUGCAUACAGUGUUCACUGUCUUUCAAAAACAUAUUUGAGUUGAUACAGCACAAACAGCUUCAUCCCUUGCCUUUCCUUUGUCCUACAUGUGGGCUUUCCUACUUGAUUGAAAGUGAUUUGAUCAAUCACAUUUGUGUUUUCUAGUUAAGUCAAUAAUUUACUUAAUAAUUUGCUUGUUCCUCAUUUCAUUAAGGGUUGAUUUACAUGUACCUUGUACCCUCAUAGUAAUUUAAUAAAUACUUUUUUGUUCCUUAAAAUAUUA
This is a messenger RNA of Frankliniella occidentalis (western flower thrips), 2874 nucleotides long. Its product is annotated as zinc finger protein 62-like. Gene Ontology annotation, biological process: regulation of transcription by RNA polymerase II. NCBI's taxonomy places the organism in Eukaryota, Metazoa, Arthropoda, Insecta, Thysanoptera, Thripidae. The coding region runs from base 213 to 2756 and encodes 847 amino acids. The record is from RefSeq and is a predicted model, not a curated record. Gene Ontology annotation, cellular component: nucleus. The transcript has 5 exons. Gene Ontology annotation, molecular function: RNA polymerase II transcription regulatory region sequence-specific DNA binding; DNA-binding transcription factor activity, RNA polymerase II-specific.